Messenger RNA from Osmia lignaria (orchard mason bee), 1305 nucleotides. Its product is annotated as tropomyosin. The record is from RefSeq and is a predicted model, not a curated record. NCBI's taxonomy places the organism in Eukaryota, Metazoa, Arthropoda, Insecta, Hymenoptera, Megachilidae.
AUAAAAUCGGGACGACAGCCAACAAGGCGACAAGCAAUUAUAGAAUUGGAUUGGAUCGAGAAGUUCGAGGAGGCUCGCGACGCCGGUUUCGUUUUAUUUUAGCUUAGCUUUCGAAGGCAUCCGGUUGUGCAUUCUCAUCGCGGAUCAUCGCCACGAUUACACGUUGAAGGGCCGACCAGGAGAUAAUUGAUAAGAAGAAGAAGCGCGAAUCGUCAUCAUGGAGGCGAUUAAGAAGAAGAUUGCGGCGUUGAAGCAGGAGAUGGACGCCGCGAACGAGAAGGUUGAAGCGAAUGAAACUAAACAGAAAUUGGAGAACAUGCGAGCGGAUACAUUAAACGACGAGGUAAGGGAUCUGCAGAAGAAACUGGCUCAGUUAGAGCGAGAUUACGAAGUCGCCAAGGCUAAUUUAGAUCGAUCCACGGCCGAUUUGGAGCAAUGCGAAAAAUCUUGGUCCAGGGCAGAACAAGAUCGAACAACGUUGACAAAAAGAGUGCAAGAAAUCGAGGCGUCGCUUACGAAGAAGGAGGAGCUGCGUCUCACUGCUCAGACGAAGCUUGGACGUGCCUCAGAGCUUGCGGAUGAUGCGCGAAGAAUGUGCAAAGUGUUGGAAGACAGAAGUCGUCUGGACGAGGAGCGUACGGAGAAGUUGAUGCAGGAAUUAAAGGACGCUAGAUUAAUAGCGGAAGACGCGGAUGCAAAGUCUGAGGAGAUCUCGAAGAAGUUGCAGCUCGUCGAAGAGGAAUUGGAGGGCGCCGAGGAGAGGGUGAAAACCAGCGAGGCGAAAAUCAUAGAACGAGAGGACGAGCUGUUCAUCGUGCAGAAUAUCGUGAAAUCCUUAGAAGUAUCCGAGGAAAAGGCUAAUCAACGAGUAGAAGACUUUAAACUACAACUGAAGGAGCUGAAGAAGAAAUUGAGGGCGGCCGAGAAGCGCGCCGUUAUGGCUGAGAGGACGGUGAAGAAAUUGUUGAAGGAGGUCGACACGAAGGAAGACGAACUCAGAGAAGAAAAGGAGAAGUACAAGGCGGUCUGCGACGACAUGGACGCGACGUUCGCGGAAAUGACAGGAUAUUAAUACCACUCGAACGGGCCGAGUUCCUUUUUAUUUUUGCCAUUCUGUGCUUCCGCUUAUUCGCUACAUUUAACAACGAACGUUGUUACAUCGGUCGGCUGUGCCUCAGCUACGCUGGCUUCAUUCGUUAUAGUGUAUCGUGGACCAGUUUAUGGGGCUUCAUGAAUAACUUGCUACGCAAAUUCUGCAAUUAACACGAUGAAUAAAGAGCGCACACUGCUAGUUUCCUAAUAAAA